AGCAGAAGGAUGAAGACUGUAGACUGAAGCAGGACUGACUUCAGAUCAGAAGAUGAGUGAUUGUGUGGAGGAAGAGGAGGACAGAGCAGAGCCUCCAGUCUCUGGCUGUCUGUCUAUGAAGAGUGAUCAGUCUAAAGAUGAUCCUCUGACCUUCAGUAAUGAACCUGGACCCUCAGAGUCAAAAGUUCAGUUCAGACAGAGAGCAGAGUCUCCAGUACCCAGCUGUCUGUCUAUGAAGAGUGACUGGUCCAAAGAGGAUCCUCCAGACUUUAGUAAUGAACCUGGACCCUCAGACACAAAAGAGAAGACGGAGGAGCUGAUGUCCAGAUCCAGAACAAGACCUGGACCUCAGACAGCCAGUCAGACCAGCACUGUACAAACAGAUAACAUUCUGCAGGAGGUUAUAGAUGAACAUAAGAUCAGUCUGAGGAAGAGAUGUGAAUGUGUGACUGAAGGAAGUGAUGAAACAGGAAGUGGAACCCUCCUCAACAGGAUCUACACUGAGCUCUACAUCACAGAGGGACAGAGUGAAGAGGUUAAUACCCAACAUGAGGUGAGGCAGCUUGAGACAGCUUCCAAGAAGAAGACCCUCCAUGACACCCCAAUCAAUUGCCACGACAUCUUUAAAGCCUUACCUGACCAACAGGGACACAUAAGAGUCGUUCUGACGAAUGGCGUCGCUGGCGUUGGAAAAACCUUCUCAGUGCAGAAGUUCACUCUGGACUGGGCAGAGGGCUUGGAAAAUCAAGAUGUCAGUCUGGUGAUUCUGCUUUCGUUCAGGGAGCUGAACUUGAUCAGAGAUGAGCAGUACAAUCUUCUCAGGCUGCUCCAUGUUUUCCAUCCAACAUUACAGAAGGUCACAGCAGAGAAGCUCGCUAUCUGUAAAGUUCUGUUCAUCUUUGACGGCCUGGAUGAAAGCAGACUUUCACUGGAUUUCCACAACAACGAGGUUGUGUCUGAUGUCACCCAGAAGUCAUCAGUUAAAGUGCUGUUGACAAACCUCAUCGAGGGGAAUCUGCUUCCCUCAGCUCUCGUCUGGAUAACUUCCCGACCUGCAGCAGCCAAUCAGAUCCCUCCUGCAUGUGUUGACAGGGUAACAGAAGUACGAGGUUUCACUGACGCCCAAAAGGAGGAGUAUUUCAGGAGGAGAGUCAGUGAUGAAGAGCAGUCCAGCAGAAUCAUCUCCCACAUCAAGACAUCCAGGAGCCUCCACAUUAUGUGUCUAAUCCCAGUCUUCUGCUGGAUCACUGCUACAGUUCUGGACCACAUGUUGACUACAGACCAGAGAGGAGAGCUGCCCAAGACCCUGACUGACAUGUACUCACACUUCCUGUUGGUUCAGACAAAGAGGAAGAAGCAGAAGUACAGUGAGGGACGUGAGACGAGUCCUGAGGAGCUGACAGAGGCUGACAGGGAAGUUCUUCUGAAGCUGGGGAGGCUGGCGUUUGAACAUCUGGAGAAAGGAAACAUCAUGUUCUACCAAGAAGACCUGGAGCGGUGUGGUCUAGAUGUCACAGAGGCCUCGGUGUACUCAGGAGUUUGUACAGAGAUCUUCAAAAGAGAGUGUGUGAUAUUCCAGAAAACAGUCUACUGCUUUGUUCACCUGAGUAUUCAGGAGUUUCUGGCUGCAGUCUACAUGUUCCACUGUUACACAAACAGCAACACACAGGUACUGGAGGCCUUCCUUGGAAAACAAUAUCUUCAUUCAACCCUUGAUGAUGAUGAGGGUGAUGACAGCGACAAUGACCAUUAUUCAUCUCUGGAUGUCUUCCUGAGGAGAGCCAUGGAGAAAUCCCUUGAAAGUAAAAGUGGCCACCUGGACCUGUUUGUUCGCUUCCUUCACGGCCUCUCUCUGGAGUCCAACCAGAAGCUCUUAGGAGGUCUGCUGGGUCAGACAGACAACAGUCCAGAAAUUAUCCAGAGAGUCAUCAACAACCUGAAGGAGAUGAACAUGUACGAUACCGAAACCUCUCCUGACAGAAGCAUCAACAUCUUUCACUGUCUGACGGAGAUGAACGACCACUCGGUACAUCAGGAGAUCCAAGAGUUCCUGAAGUCAGAGAACAGAUCAGAGAAGAAACUCUCUGCGAUCCACUGCUCAGCUCUGGCCUACAUGCUGCAGAUGUCAGAGGAGGUUCUGGAUGAGUUGAACAUGGAGAAGUACAACACAACAGAUGAGGGACGACAGAGACUGAUUCCAGCUGUGAGGAACUGCAGAAAAGCUAAACUUGUACUCUGUGGACUCUCAGAUACUCACUGUGAAGUUGUGGCCUCAGCUCUGAAGUCCAACCCUUCCCAUCUGAGAGAGCUGGACCUGAGUCUAAACAGAGACCUACAGGAUUCAGGAGUGAGGUUGCUGUCUGCUGGACUGGAGAGUCCAAACUGUAGACUGGAGUCUCUGAGAUUGAGUGACUGCAGGUUGUCAGAGAUCAGCUGUGUUUCUCUGGCCUCGGCUCUGAAGUCCAAUCCCUCCCAUCUGAGAGAGCUGGAUCUGAGUGGAAACUACAGGCUGCCUGAUUCAGGAGUGAAGCUCUUGUGUGGUUUUCUGGAGAGUCCACACUGUAGACUGAAGACUCUGAGAUUGUGGAGCUGCAGUUUGUCAGAGAUCAGCUGUGAUUCUCUGGUCUCAGCUCUGAAGUCCAACCCCUCCCAUCUGAGAGAGCUGGAUCUGAGUAACAACAAGCUGCAGGAUUCAGGAGUGAAGAUACUGUGUGGUUUUCUGGAGAGUCCACACUGUAGACUGGAGACUCUGAGAUUGAGUCGGUGCAGGUUGUCAGAGAUCAGCUGUGCUUCUCUGGUCUCAGCUCUGAAGUUCAACCCCUCCCAUCUGAAAGAACUGGAUCUGAGUGGAAACGAGCUGCAGGAUUCAGGAGUGAAGCUGCUGUGUGGUUUUCUGGAGAGUCCACACUGUAGACUGGAGACUCUGAGGACCGACAAGAAGGUCUACAGAGCUGCCAGACACAAAGAAUGUGACUCAGAUGUCGAACUGAAUGAGGACAAAAACCUACCUGAGGACGACAAAAAGGCUCCAAUAUCCUUCUCACCUGAGCAGACAGCUGAAUCUUCAUACAGCUUCAGGUGUCCUGGUCCAGGUGUGUUCCAGUGUGCUUUGACUGGACUGGUGUUUGUCAUGGCUCAGGAGGCGGAGCUACUGUACAGGACUGUCCAAUGGGAUGAGAGCCUCCUCCAAUCAGCUGGCAAAAUGGCUGCAGGGCCGCUGUUCAACAUCAAGUGUUCUGAGGAUGCUGCUCUCCGUCAGCUCCACCUCCAACACUGUGACACAAAGGAAGCAUUGCUCUGUGAUGGCCUGUUGUCUGUCGUUCACAUCUCUGAUGAUGAAAUGAGCAUCUUGGAGCCGCUGGAGAUUACAGACACUCAUGCGGUUGUGAAGAUCUCUCACCUCUCUGCCUUUGGCCUGAUCUGGGAUAUCGUUCUUAGGAUUCGGAACAUCUUCUUGCCGAUAAAUGGCCAAGUUCUGCUGUUCCUCCGACCUCCCAAUGCAACACAUCAAGUACUCGAUGUCUUUCUGCUGAACAAAAACGUCCUUGUAAGCGAGGUUGAGGCCCAACAAGGAGGUGCUAAGAACAUCAAGAUCUCUGCCAAGUGUCUUCUAAACUUUGGUCAAAGUUACAGUGUCCAGUGUGAACCUGAGGGCUUCACAAUACAACCUGAUUGUGCACCAUUUGACUCAGAUUAUGGACCAAAUUACCAUCCCACAUUUGAAGUUUUCCUGACUACGAUCCCAGAGAAAGUGACUCUGAUGGUCCGGGAUCAAGAGAGGACAGAAGACGUCUGGAAACGUGAUCUGUUUCAAGCAGAUCUAAGAAUGGAAAUCCCUCAGAGGAACAUCCCAGCAGAGGACCGCGUCCCACCAGAGGACAGUGUCCCAGCAGAGGACAGCGUCUCACCAGAGGAGAGGCUGCGGUUGGUUCGAACAAAAUUUGUAGAGGGAAUGUCUGAUCCUAAUCUGAACAAGCUUCUGGAUGAACUCUUUCAGCGUCGCGUUAUAAGCGAUGAUGAAAUGCAGUCAAUCAGAACAAAAAACAAGAGAGAUAAAGCACGAGACCUGAUCGACACGGUGCGACUAAAGGGAACUGAAGCCAGCUCAGUUCUGAUCGCUGCUCUCCGUAAGGUGGAUCCGUGGGUGUUCAGAUCUUAGGCUGAAACAAAAGCUAGAAGCUGGAGUGUGAUGAUGAAUCUCUAUAAUAUCUGGCUGUUUCAGAGACUCACAUCACUUAUUGUUAACUUUAAAUGAUAAAUCCCGCCGUGGAAGCCUGUGUGGACUUUCACUCUGAAGGUGAUUCACUGAAGUUUGGAGGAAAAGUGAAUUAAUUUUCAAGCUCUUGUGGUUUGGUUUCAACAUUUUAUAAUCAUUUACUUGGGAUAACUUCCAAUGUGUUGUUGGUGAUAAAGACCUGCGAUAGAGAGCUUGUGACAUUUCUAUAUGUUUUUGGACUGCCUUCUUAUUGCUAAUUUUGGAAGUUAUUAAUUAAGUUUUAAUUUGUUAACGUGAUAAUAACGUGCUCCUUUUUCCCUGCUGGGUUUUUGGUUGUUUGAUCAUUUUAUUCGUCAGUAGACCUUCUGUAACUUGUGCCUACAAUAAAGAUUUCAUUUCACACUGUGAU
This is a messenger RNA of Sebastes umbrosus (honeycomb rockfish), 4625 nucleotides long. Its product is annotated as NACHT, LRR and PYD domains-containing protein 12-like. Bases 53 to 4159 code for a protein of 1368 amino acids. The record is from RefSeq and is a predicted model, not a curated record. Gene Ontology annotation, biological process: regulation of apoptotic process. Gene Ontology annotation, molecular function: protein binding. The transcript has 17 exons. Lineage: Eukaryota; Metazoa; Chordata; Actinopteri; Perciformes; Sebastidae.